GCGAGAGGAGCGACAUCGGUGGCGGUAGGCCACACAGAGCGCUAGCGCCAAAGAGAGCCGAGGCGGCGAUACCGCGCGGCGCUGCAGCCAAAUGAGAAUCAGUCCAGCGUUGGUCGCCGGCGAGGGCGCAUCUGACAACCCUGUGACAACAGAUACGGGGACGCUCGAGGACAUUUGGGGGAAACGGUCGGCAACAUCCGUUCGUUCGUGAUAACCAUCAUCGAUCCCGUGCGGAUCACAGAAGGAUGUUAACCGUGGUUUCAGCGUCACGGUGCUGACAGUCAGACGCGCUCUGAGAAUCGGCGGGGAUCGGACGGCGGCGCGGAAAAGCUCGGUUAUCGGGAAACUCGGUCGAAUGAGCUGGCUCACCGACAGACGGACGCGUCCGUGAGCCGUGGCGACUCGUUUUCUCGUGUAUAACCAUCGCGUCUCCGCGACUUGGUGCGGUCUGUUGCUUCUCUCGAAUUCGGGGAGGAGAGAGAAUAUUCAUCUGGUGGGUGAAGGCGUGAAGGGUUGGGUGAGAGGAAAAGGGGGUUGGAAAGAAAGGAGUUGUGUGAAAAUCGAGCCGAGGCAAAAGAGAGAACGAGCGCAACGAGUGGGUAAGAGAGGAGAAGAGAUGUCCUCGAUGCCCAACGAUGCCGCACGAAGGCACAACCGAGGCGAAGCUUAGUGCGUGCAAGGUGUACGCGCGGGGACACGCCGCAGGUGCACGGAGGCUGUCACGUGCCCCUGAUAGAGCGAAAACGAUGCCAUUGCCGUGCUCGAGGCACGUACGUUCAGGUGGACCCUGAGAGAAAACUGAAGGCCUCCACGGUCGAAAUUUCAUUCGCGUAAACGUAAAUAAUCAUCUCAGUGCCUACGCAACACGGGAUCCAGCUGGUACCGUUCCUGUUCAACGCGUUUGCAGCCACGUGCGAGGACAACCGAACAGUGAGGAGGUGGAGGAGGCGGAGAAGAAGCCGGUGGUGGCGGAGGUGGUGGUGAUCGAGGAAGGAGCGAGCUGCUCCGAUUCCUCUAUCGCGCAAACAUGAGACGUUGGACUCUCAUGGCGGCUAUAGCCCUGGCUGCAUCGGGACGAAAAGAACCAAUUGCUCAUCACGAAUCUCUGGUUAAAAUUGGAAUGGAAUGAUGUGAACAUGAGAUGGAAUGUGUCAGAUUAUGGGGGAGUGAGAGACCUCAGGAUCCCACCACACAGACUUUGGAAGCCUGACGUACUCAUGUAUAACAGCGCGGACGAAGGGUUCGACGGCACUUAUCCGACGAACGUCGUUGUGAAGAACAAUGGGACCUGCUUAUACGUGCCGCCCGGCAUAUUCAAGAGCACUUGCAAGAUAGACAUUACCUGGUUCCCCUUUGACGAUCAACGCUGCGAGAUGAAAUUCGGCUCCUGGACGUACGACGGCUUUCAGUUGGAUCUGCAACUGCAAGACGAGGCCGGAGGUGACAUCAGCAGUUUCAUCACCAACGGCGAGUGGGAUCUGUUGGGGGUGCCCGGCAAAAGAAACGAAAUUUAUUACAAUUGCUGCCCAGAACCGUAUAUAGAUAUAACGUUCGUGGUGAUCAUCAGAAGGCGGACUCUUUACUAUUUCUUCAACCUGAUCGUGCCGUGUGUCCUGAUUGCCAGCAUGGCCGUUCUGGGAUUCACCUUGCCACCCGAUUCCGGCGAGAAACUAUCUCUAGGGGUAACCAUCCUCUUGUCCCUCACUGUGUUCCUGAAUAUGGUGGCCGAGACAAUGCCAGCGACUUCGGACGCCGUGCCUCUGCUGGGAACGUACUUCAACUGUAUUAUGUUUAUGGUGGCCAGCAGUGUUGUCAGCACCAUUCUUAUUUUAAAUUACCAUCACCGGAAUGCUGACACUCACGAAAUGUCCGAAUGGGUGAAAGUGGUAUUCCUUUAUUGGCUGCCUUGUAUACUUCGUAUGUCACGACCAAGUGAUAAGGAAGAGAGGGAGGCGCAAAAAUCUCAAAAACCGUCUCCAGUCACCGGUAAUUUAGUGACACGAAAAAGCAUCGACACAAGUGCUGGCAAGAGUCACGGUGAUCUGGAGCUUCGUCAAAGGAGCAGCAAGUCCCUCCUAGCGAAUGUCCUGGACCUCGAGGACAACGCUCUGGCGUCCCACAAUAAUCUGUUGAACAACGUGUACAGUACCCCUGGCCCCCACCAUCACACGAUGGGCCACGGGCACAGUCACAUACACGCGACCCCCCAUCAUCAUCACAGCCACGCUGCAACGCCGCAUCAUCAACACUCAACGCCACUGGCACACUCCUCUUAUCCGGCAGCGAUUCAGAUUGGUCACACGCCGCAUCAUCAUCCGCAUCCGCCAGAGACGCCUGGCCCUCAGGUCGAAACGAUACUUCAAAACGCGUGUUUCUGCGCCCGAAACGAGCUCAUGAUGAUCCUCAAAGAGAUUAAGAUAAUCACGGAUCAGCUGAAGAGCGAGGAGUUGAACACGAAGGUGACGAACGACUGGAAGUUCGCGGCGAUGGUGAUCGACAGAAUGUGCCUAAUCAUUUUUACUCUGUUCACCAUCAUCGCAACCAUCACCGUCCUACUGUCGGCGCCACACAUCAUCGUCACGUGAUUCAAAUAUGCUCAGACAACCGGCUCGACCGAGUCGGUGGUCGACGAGGAUCGUGUGUUGCGCAUCGGUGCGGACGGCGAGGAACGCGAACAGGACAGGGACGAUUACGAUGACGAUCACGAUUACCACGACUGUUGUAACCACGUAUGGAUCCAAGCUAGGGAUACUCGAGCAACGUUCAUAACCUGGAUGUCUCUCCUACGCUUAGGCAUGCAGCUGAUCGGGGUUUCUCAAACCUCAGGAUCGUGUGUUACGCCUCGUUUCGGGUGAUCCGCACCGGGUGAUAGGAAGAAAAUUGCGAUGCGAGGACACUAGGCUCUUCGUAUUCUUUAUGAUAUACAUACUAUACAUACAUACACACACACACACAUAUAUA
Molecule: messenger RNA, 2961 nt
Organism: Apis florea (little honeybee)
Lineage: Eukaryota; Metazoa; Arthropoda; Insecta; Hymenoptera; Apidae
Gene: nAChRa7
Product: nicotinic acetylcholine receptor alpha7 subunit
Biological process (GO): monoatomic ion transmembrane transport
Cellular component (GO): postsynaptic membrane
Molecular function (GO): transmembrane signaling receptor activity; acetylcholine-gated monoatomic cation-selective channel activity
Source: RefSeq, a predicted model, not a curated record